AUGCCCGAAAAGUCGAUGAUCUUGCGCCGCAGAGAGGCUAAUCGUCUGGCAGCCCAGCGUUUCCGUAAUCGCAAGAAGGGCUACCAGGACAGCCUCGAGGAGCGGGUACGUUCGCUCGAGCAAGAGCGUGACGAUCUUAUCGAGCGCUUGGAAACGGCAGAGGCGGCGGCAAUGAGCCGCGAUUCGCAUACGGUGUGGCCCACACCUUCCGCAAAGCACCGCCGGUCAGGUACCGGAACUUCUGCAGCGUUCUUUAGUCGUAAAGGAGGAAGUGGCACUUUUCCACCUCCCUCUCCUGACGAAAGUCUGCGGCUGAGCGGCGUCGAGGCGGCCAACCGCCGUCUGCAGGACGAGAAUAAGUGGCUGCAAGAGGAUAACGCUCGCCUUCAGGAGAUGCUUGACCGCUGGGUGGAGUGGGGCCGAGGCCAGCCUCGCUCCAGAAGCUACGACGCGCCUUACGAUCCUCCGUACGACGACAGUCGCUAUCACCACCCUCAUCCGCCACCUCCGCCGGCGUCGAAUCAUGGGCCCGUCCCGCCAACGUACGCUGGACGCACGUCGCACUCUGUUCCGCCCUACUCGCACGUUUCGCCGAACCCUCAACCAUCACCGGUACACUCCCCACCGUCGUCGUACUCCCACCACCACCCGUACGGUCCACCUCCUCCUGGCCGACCAGCAAUGGACCGGCAAUCGAGUUCUGGGUCGCACGCGGGAUCGUAUACUCCUAGAGGGACUGGAACCGGCCUUACCUUGCCGCCAUUGCGACUGGCUUCGCGCUCUCCUUCGGGGCAGGUCUACACAUCCUCAUCCGCCGGACGCCCACCUAGUCGUGACCUCGAGACCCUGCCUCCGGUCGCACCUCAGCGGGUUCAUCCGUGGCCCGCCUCCCCCCGCCAGCAGCACCACGAUGUGCGGAGGUAA
Cutaneotrichosporon oleaginosum is the source of this 924-nucleotide messenger RNA. RefSeq lists its product as uncharacterized. Lineage: Eukaryota; Fungi; Basidiomycota; Tremellomycetes; Trichosporonales; Trichosporonaceae. Gene Ontology annotation, molecular function: DNA-binding transcription factor activity. Gene Ontology annotation, biological process: regulation of DNA-templated transcription. The record is from RefSeq and is a predicted model, not a curated record.